Corythoichthys intestinalis (scribbled pipefish) is the source of this 8553-nucleotide messenger RNA. Its product is annotated as NACHT, LRR and PYD domains-containing protein 3-like. NCBI's taxonomy places the organism in Eukaryota, Metazoa, Chordata, Actinopteri, Syngnathiformes, Syngnathidae. The transcript has 10 exons. Gene Ontology annotation, biological process: intracellular signal transduction. The coding region runs from base 4910 to 8065 and encodes 1051 amino acids. Gene Ontology annotation, molecular function: protein binding. The record is from RefSeq and is a predicted model, not a curated record.
CACAUCUGUAAAACAUAAAUACAUCUUUUUUCUUCCUCCUUUCAGAAAGAAAGCUGACCAAUCCGCUGGGUCUGAAAGGCAAAUGGUUGUUGUAUUAUCAUCUUUAAAUAACUGCUACUCUCGCGUGAUCUUGCAAUCCUUGCUUGAAAAGAUCGAGCUGCUCCACAGACGCUCUGCUCGUGAAACGCGUCCUAUGGAAAUUGACGGCAAGCGUCUCAAGUGCGUUGAAGCGUCGGCAUAGCUCACGCGCCGUAAACGUGCCUGGUGUGUUACCAGGGUAGUUGCGCCCCUGGUUGUGGGUUGUCACCGAACUUUUUUUUUCUCAUGAACUGAAAGGAAAGGCACGAAAGACAAAGCCACUAGUUCGUUCACUUUAAAGUUUGCUAAGAAUUUGCUCCUUUAGCCCACUGUUUUACGCAUUUUCAUCCUGUGCAAUAGCAGAACCAAGAAUGCUCACAAUUACAUCUUGUGACCACCAAAACGUCUUUUAGCAUGAAACCCGAAUUAUAUUUUGCCUAAGACUGAAUUUCCUAUGCUCGUGUACAAGCAUGCAUGCAGAACUCGAAGAAUAUUGAGUUUUUAUAGAAGAAUACAGUGGGGCAAAUAAGUAUUUAGUCAACCACUAAUUGUAAAUAAACAAUAAUAAACAAUACUUCAUUUGAAACAAUACUUCCUGAUCUUCAACUGCUCAUAACUGAAAAACGGAAAAAACCUAUUUUCAUGAUGAAUUUAAGGAAGGAAUUAAUGAUGCCUUGUUGUGAUUUAGUGGCCUCAUUAGGCCUAUCUUUGGGGGGGUUCAGCCCCUCCAAAAAUUCUUAAGCCCCCCGAAAAAAUUUGGUGUCUAAAGUGGUGUAACGGUACACAAAAAUCUCAGUUCGGUACGUACCUCAGUUUUGAGGUCACGGUUCGGUACAUUUUCGGUACAGUAAGAAAACAAAAUGCAAAAUAUAAAUAUGCUAGUUGUUUAUUACACACUUUUGGGCUUUCAACAAUAGGAACAUUAGCCUAUACAAAGCUAGAAUUCUGCUCAAAAAUAGGAAAUACAAUAUUCUGAAAUGUAGACAUUUUGAAAAACAAAAAUAUUGGCUAAGACUUUUUCUUUUAAAAAAUAUCUGAUGUGCAAAAUUGAACAGUUGCAACACUGAUCAGUUUGGAGUUUCUCAUAUUAACUUUAUGACCACAACCUCGAAAAGUAAGGGUUAGGUAAGGGCUGUCAAACAAUUAAAAUUUUUAAUUGAGUUAAUCGCAGCUUAAAAAUUAAUUAAUCCUAAUUAAUCGCAAUUCAAACCAUCUCUAAAACAUGCCAUAUUUUUCUCUAAAUUAUUUUUGGAAUGGAAAGAUAAGACACAAGACUCGCCAGCCCACACUGCAUCUUACAAGUCCUUGAGUAAGGAGAUCCUCCAGUUCGAAAUAUUCCAUGGAUCCGGUUGACUAAUCAAAAGAAUCACUGCUGCCAUUAGCCAAUGAAAGAGCAGACAAAAUGUUAUUAUCAGUAGACAUUACAUAGCUUAAACAAUGUUCCCAUCGUGACAAUUUUCUCAUUUGUUGCAGGCUAGACUACUGCGAGAUGACAGAUAAUGGAUGCAAUUCAUUGGCCGAGACUCUCAAGUUAAACCCUUCCCAUCUUCAAGAGCUGUACGUGUCAGGCUAUCAAAUAGGAGAAGGGAAAAGGGUCUUAUUGGACAUCAAGGAGGAUCUGAACCAUUGCUUGAAGAUUGUCAUCUUUUAAUAGUACAGCUAAGAACAACGUUUGAUCCCUGGCAUCAAGAUUGGAGAGUCAUUCCAAAUGUUCAUUAUUAAAAGACACUGCAUCCCUUUGGUUUCCUUCAGAUUUUGUUCAGUCCCACAUACUCAGAACUGUCAGACAACCCCUAGACAAGGUGUCACCGCUAUGGCAAAGCGGUCUCGCUCACCAAAUUCGAGGAGAGUCAUCCACAGGUAGGCUUGCCACCCAUCCCUUGAAAUACGGAAUCGUUCCGUAAUUAGGAAUUAAAAGUUGUGUUUAUUCCGUAUUUCACAACUGUCCCGUGGGGCAACUCCACGUGACCCGCGGCUCCGGCAGUGGGGAGUGGCGGGCGGCGGUGCGCCCAGCCCAUGCAGGUCUGUCACACACAAACACACACCUGCGCUCACGAGCGACCACUGAGCCAACAAUAAUGAACAAAAAGGGCAGGAAAUAUUAAAGACAGCAAGAUACUGUAGUUAUCUGCCUGACCGCUGCUGUCUGCCCUGCACUCCACUUCCGGGUUCAUUGCCUAGUUACCUCGCUAGCUCUGCUCAGUGCACCGCCCCGCACGUUUUCAAAACUAAGAUGUCAUCCUCAAAAGGGGAAACGUCUCCAAAAAAUAAACUGGAGUUAGAAGAGGGUAUCCCGUAGCUCGAUAGUCACUGAUGGUGAUUAUAAAGCAAACCGCAAGGCAGGCAGGAAAUUCUUUGCAGUGUCUCACAGAGGUGUAAAACAGCAUGCUGCAGGGAACCUGCACAAACGGAAUAUAAGAUCCCAGAAGAGCCUUCGUCACAAUUCUUUGUACCUGAAACAUCCCCUGAGCUUGAUUUGGUAUGUUAUUAUGCUAUUGUAUAUGGAUAACAUAUAGGCUAUAUUUAUAUUUACCUUCAUAAAUCUUGCAUUGAUAGGAACAUAGCUAGGCUAUUUCAGUUGCUACUAUGGUUGAUUAUUUUCAGGAAUGUUGAUUUUUUUGUUGUUGUUGUUUUUUGUUUUGUUUUUUGAAACAUGCAUUUAUUAUCAAUCAAUAUGGAAUGAAUUUAUGUACCCAUAAAGAACAUCUUAUUUUGUUACGCUAACUAAUGCUCCUCAUUUGGAAUUAUUCUAAUAGAUUUACAGCAAAUAAACACUGAAUAAAUAGUCCUACUGCGAAUAUAUACAAUUGAUUGAUUAAUAGUGAAUUUGACAUAAUCCCACUCCUACCCUUUAAAUUACUGCAGCUGAGGUGGCACAGGUAAACCACACAGUAAAACGUAGCCAGCCAGAGCUACAAUAGUGCUGACUGUAGACACAGGCGCAAUCAGAACAUUUUAAUGUGAUUCCAAAAUGGUGAAGAAAAUGAUUUUGGGGUGAACAAGGCACUGUUGAAACAAGUCCUGGGUCCAAAGGCAGUGGGUGAUGUGCUCAAGAUUUUAACGUCACCCAUCCCAUUCUCCAUACAGACCGAUGCCUCGAAUAAAUUGAGCAGGAAGAUGUUUCCCCUUGCUGUCCAGUACUUCAGUCCAGAGUCUGAGCUAACCAACAAAAUGCUGGACUUCAUAGAGAAUGCAGACGACUCAGCUGCUGGAAUUGUAGCUCUCCUGGAACAUUCCCAUAAGAAAUUUGGUUUGUCAAUGGAUCACGUGACCGGAUUCAGUGCCGACAACACAAAUGUUAAUUACGAUAUUCACAACUUUGUUUUCACUAACCCGCAGAAAAAAAAAAAAACAAUCUGCUGCAAGGAAACUGCCAUGCCCACAGAGUGCACAAUACAGUUUUUUCAUCUAAAAAUAGAUACAUUUCUAUGCAUUUUAGGAGUUUUGGGGAUGCUCCCUUUUUUUCGCCUGUAAGGCUUUGGGCGCGAGUGGGGCGUCCCUUAUUUCUAUUUCUGAAAGGUGGCAACCCUAUCCACAGGCGGGUUAUUUGCAGCGACGCUGCUGCAAGGAGUUGGAGUUCAAGGGAAAGAUCUAUAAUGCUUCCACCAAACUGCUGGCUAUUGGAACCGGGCCGCUCUGGGCUCGUAUAGUGCUGACGUUAUGGACUCCCUAGGUGCUAGCUAGCUAGCUGUUCUGAAGGAGAGCCGGACACUCCUGAUGCACAGUAUCCUCCUAAUCCCGGCAAAAGGUAUGGAAUCGGCAGUCUCGUUGGAUGUUUCCUCAGAUGUUUUAAACACAAUCAUGUGGCUCUAUUCAUUUUUCUGACGUGAAUUAAAAUGCUUGUCACUAGUACACGUCCAACCCGCUGUUUACCAGCAUGUGCGUUUUUUUCAUGGAUGACUAGAAAGCACUCCCAACUGAGUACAGACCCACACUAUGGAAACUCUUCGUAGACGACAUUCUGAAAAAGGAAAAAAAUGGACAUAGACAAAGACUCACAGACCACCUCAACACCAUAGACACCACUGGCAGCAUCAAAUUCAUCCAAGAAGAGAGAACAGAUCAAUCCAUAGCUUUUUUGGACAUACUGUAAAAAAUCCACAAUGACAACAGAGACAUCAAAAUGAAAGUACACAGGAAACCCACACUCACUGACCAAUACCUCCUAUGGACAUCUGAACACCCCACUAGCCACAAGCUGUCAGUAGUCAGAACAUUACGCAUGACAAAAAUCACAGAUCCAGAUGAGAGAACACAGAAGAAUAGCACAUACAACACUCGCUGAAAAGGUGUCAGUAUCCACAGUGGGCAUAAGCAAAAGGUGCAGGAGCGUUUAAAACAACACAACAUAGGGGGACAAACAAAACAAACACUUGGUGACGUUGCCGUAUGUGAGAGGAGUCAUGGAACGUAUCCAAAGAGACAUGAAAAAAUACAACGUAAACACACCGGUCAAAUCACACACAACACUUUGCUAGAUAUUGGUCCAUCCAAAGGACUUGGUGGACUUGAUCAACUUGUCAAGAGUCACGAAUCUGCUUUGGACAAGGUGAUGAUGCUGGAAAUUUUUUUUGGUGCUGUUCCAGUGAGAUUUACAAAGUUGAACUAAUUAAUUAUUUUUUUCAAGGUUUUUAUCUGAGUUUGUUGUACAUUAUAAAAUGUCUGAGUGAGUGCUCGUCCGAGACUGGUGAUUCCAUACUUUUUGCUAGGGGUUGUAUAAUGUUGGUUGUAGGUCUGUUGAUUGUAUGAGUUUUCAAAUCAUAAUUUCAAAAAAUGUAGGCCGAUAUGAAUUUAAAUUAGCAAUAACUAAGAAUCAAAAUGAGGGAAAUAAAUGCUUACAUUUUGCCAUAAGGAUAUUAUUGUGGUUAAAUGCAUGAUGUUAAGACACACCCAGCAUGCCCCGUCGACGACAACGAGCACUGAGACAAGUUGUCUCUCAAGCGCACUGGGAGAGACGACGCGACAAGGCCUAGGUACCCCAUUGAUGCUUACUAUUAUACAGGCAGGAAGAAUGGCUCUGGACAGUGAGCGGAAGGAGCUGCUGUUGAAAACGCUGUUGGAGCUGGGGAAAGACGACUUUGAGUCCUUCAAGUUCUACACGGACCUGCCUCAAAGCGUACGUGAAAACCCCAGCCGGGUGUACAUUGCUGACGAGUUGAUGAAGAAGCACGGGAAGAACGCUCUGGAGGAGACCAUCAAGAUUCUGGAGAAGAUCAGUAACAAGAACUUGGCCGAGAUGUUGCGUCGCAACAUGCUGGAAAUAAAAGGUGCCGUCUUCUCCGUUCAUGAUGAUGAUGAUCAGAUUUCCAGAUUGAAGGCUGACCUGCAAGGCAACCUGCGGUGUUUGUACAGUUUUGUCCCAGAGGGCAAUACCGAGCGCUGGAAGCAGCAGCCUUUGGCAGACAUCUACACGGAGCUGGAGGUCAGCUACGGGGCCGACGUCCGCCCCGACGAGCAGCACGAAAUCCUUCAGAUGGAGACGUGCGCAACGGCCAAAGAGUCUAUCCUGCCAUGCGACAUCUUCAAAAGCCCCGAUGGGAAGCAUCGACCGAUACGCUCGCUGCUCACUGUCGGCUUCGCGGGAAUCGGAAAAACCUUCCUGGUUCAAAAGUUUGUGUGUGACUGGGCCAGCGGGAAUACCAAUCAGGAUGUGCACUUCAUAUUUCCCUUCACCUUCCGGGAAUUGAACGCAGACAAAGGGAAAAGCUUUACGCUGGCCGAGCUAAUCCGACGCUACGUCUGUGAGAGCAGGCACAUGAGCGAGGAGACGCUGAACAAAAUAUUUGCCGACCUGCAGACAUCUGGAAAGCGGGACUACGAAAGCAGCGGGAUCAAGAUCUUGUUUGUCCUAGAUGGACUGGAUGAGUGCAACUUCAAAAUGGACUUGAAGAACGACACCAAAGUGGACACGGACGUGACGGAGGCCUACCCGCUGGAGGUGCUCCUGGCGCACCUCCUGAAGAGGAAUCUGCUACCCUGCGCCCGGGUUUGGAUCACUACGCGUCCCGCGACGGCCCACGAUAUCCCCUCCGAGCUCAUCGACAGCAGAACAGAAGUGAGAGGGUUCAGCGAUUCCCGAAGGCUGGAGUACUUUAGAAAAAGGUUCCCAAAUGAGGAUCACAUCAUGAAACACAUCCAGAAAUCUCGCACCAUCUUCAUCAUGUGCCACCUGCCCAUUUUCUGCUGGCUCACCGCCACAGUUCUUCAGGAUCAUUUGGACAGAGGGAAGGCGGAAAAGCUUCCGACAACCCUGACAGACAUGUACUCAGAGUAUGCGUUCAACCAACUGAAAAGGUCAGAGGAGAGACAGACGACAGAGUAUGUCUGUGUGCUAAAAGCGCUUGCAAAGCUGGCCUUUCACCACACCAUGAAUAAGCGUCAGAUCUUCUACGAGAAGGACCUGGUGGACAGCGGCUUUGAUUACGGCCAAGCUGCUAAACACUGCGGUUUGUUCACCGAGGUGUUUAAAGAGGUCCGUCCGCUUAGAAAAAACCAACAGGGCAAGAUGUUUCAGUUCGUUCAUCUGACCAUCCAGGAGUACCUGGCUGCACUGCACGUAAUGAUGAGCCUCUUCCACGAGAACAAGAACGUACUGGAUGAUUCAGAAUGGUCGCUGAAGAAAAUUGUCAGACUUUUUAAGCAGAAGACAAUCACUCAGGUACACAAGUCAGCUCUCCAGAAAGCCUCGGAGAGUGAAGGAAAUCUGGACCUGUUCCUCCGCUUCCUCUUUGGCCUUUCCUUGCCGUGCUACCAGGAACUAGUGGGGGAAGUGCUGAAGCUUCCUCCGGACUGCGUGCAAAGCAAGUCCAAGACAGUCGAGUUGAUCAAGGAAAGGAUAAAACAGAACUCUCCAGAGAAGAACGUCAACUUAUUCUACUGCCUAAAUGAGCUGAAGGACGACUCUUUGCUUAAGCACAUCCAGCAGGAACUAAAUUCAGUACGUCAGCACUGGCGCGACAUGCCAAAUGACAUGUGGUCGGCCCUGGCCUUCUUCUUACUGACAGACGACGAAACCAUGAAGUCCUUUCACCUGGGGAACUACGCCCCAUCACCUUUGGGGCUGGAGAAGUUGUUGGUGGUGGUCAAAGCUUCUCAAAUGUCAAUUCUAAGUAAAUGUAACUUGGACAAAGGCAGCUGCCAUCUACUGGCUUCCGUUCUCAGCUCUCCAUCCAACCUGAGGCAUCUGGACCUGUACUUCAAUGAUCUAUCGGACGAGGGGGUCGAGAUCCUCUCGAAUGGACUGUCUAGUCCACACUGCAUCUUACAGGUCCUCAAUCUGGAACACUGCGGGAUCACGAAGCGAGGAUGCGUUUCAUUGGCCGAGGCUCUCAAGUUAAACCCCUCCCAUCUUCAAGAGCUGGACUUGAGCUCCAAUGAUCUCUCAGACAGGGGGGUCGAGAUCCACUCGAAAGGACUGGCCUUUCCACACUGCAUCUUACAGGUCCUCAAUCUAAGUGAAUGUCGCCUGGACAAAGGGAGCUGUCACCUGCUGGCUUCCGUUCUCAGCUCUCCAUCCAACCUGACGCAUCUGGACCUGAGCGAUAACAAACUGUCGGACGAAGGGGUGGAGAUCCUGUCGAAAGGACUGGCCAGUCCGCACUGCAUAUUACAGGUCCUCAAUCUGGAACACUGCGGGAUCACGAUGCGAGGAUGCGUUUCAUUGGCCGAAGCUCUCAAACUAAACCCCUUCCGUCUCCAAGAGCUGGACCUGAGCACCAACAAUCUGACUGACGAGGGGGUCAAACACCUCUCGGAAGGACUGGCCAGCCCAUACUGCAACUUGAAACGCCUUGGGCUGUACGACUGUAGGAUUACCAAUAAAGGAUGCAUUUCAUUGGCCGAGGCUCUCAAGUUAAACCCCUCCCAUCUUCAAGAGCUGUACCUGAGGCUCAAUAAAAUAGGAGAAGAAGGAAAGAAGGUCUUAUCGGACGUCCAAGAAGAUCCCAGCUAUGGCUUGAAGACUGUCUACUUUAGCUCGUGGCGCUAAGGACGUCUGAUCCCUGGCGUCAAGAAGGGCGUCUCAUUCCAAAUGUUCAUUGCUGAGCCCAUUUUGUUCCGUCCCACGUUCUGUCCAAUGAGUUCAAUAAGUACCCUAUAUAGAGUUAACCUAUGUUUUUCGCAAAUUUUUAAAAAUGUCACAUGUACACUUGAAAUUGUUUUGUUCAUGUUGACAUCAAUGUUUUAGACGUGAUUAAUCAACAACAAUCCACAAAAAUAAAUACACUGGAAACAUUUCAUUUUGUUUUUUUUAACACUUAAAGCUACACUUGACUUUUCAGUUUUGGUCGAUUUUAGCAACGCAGAUGGACAAAAGCGGAAGUUUUUUGCCUUAAGGAAGACUGCGUUCCCCAUGAGGACCAGUGACAGCGUGGGAACUCCGCAUCUUGCCUGAUCGACACUGAAUAACACGGCGUGGCCCAUUUUGCAUUAAAAUGCCUCCGAAAAAAGUCCCGUCAAUGGAUGAAAUGGAGGAGA